GAUGAUGAAGCUCACAUUCUCUCAUCAUCAUCAUUACCACCAUAUGAACAUGAAGAUGAAAUUCAUGUUGUCUCGCCGCAGUCAUCACAUGAUCAAGAAGAUGAAUAUUAUGUUCUUUCACGGUCACCGCUGCAUCACCAAGAUGAAAUUCAUGCCGCGCCUUUGUCAUCAUAUGAUCAAAUAGAUAAAGUUUAUGAUCUUUCGCUCUUGUCACAUGAUUAUGUAAUUUUAAUUCUAUUCCGAGGUUUUUAUGUUCUUUACUAG
This is a messenger RNA of Dentiscutata erythropus, 264 nucleotides long. The record is from the annotation of a GenBank genome assembly. NCBI's taxonomy places the organism in Eukaryota, Fungi, Glomeromycota, Glomeromycetes, Diversisporales, Gigasporaceae.